Xiphophorus hellerii (green swordtail) is the source of this 5053-nucleotide messenger RNA. It is a transcript of the gene tmem184a, whose product is annotated as transmembrane protein 184a. The record is from RefSeq and is a predicted model, not a curated record. Lineage: Eukaryota; Metazoa; Chordata; Actinopteri; Cyprinodontiformes; Poeciliidae. The transcript has 9 exons. Bases 2403 to 3629 code for a protein of 408 amino acids.
CACAGAAACAUGAAGUAAAGGUCAACAGUCAUUUCUCAUUUUCUCAGAGCUGGAUAUUGCUUUAUUACUGGAAGUGGAGGAGGAUUGUUUAUUUCUCUAAUAAUAAUGAUAGUCUGUGAGAAUUGAAGGAUUUUAGUGAGCUUGGAAAUGACUGACUGGAACCUUUUUGGUGCGAGACAGAUGUUGAUCCAACAUGUGGUCGUCUUGGUUUAUGUUUAUGUUUCAUCAUUUCAUGAGGAUUGAGUUGAUUUUUAAAAAAUUAUGAGAUAGUGCAGAAAACUCAGAAAUAUACAAUGCCGAACACAUUUAUUGAUAGUGAUAUAUCUUUAAUGGCCGUAGCAUAAUCUUGCACUGAUAAAUUUAGAAAGUUCCAACAUUGGUAGCCCUGCUGUCCAUAUUUUUGCACAGCUAACAGAACAGUAGAACAAAACAGAAGUUGAAAAGACCAGUUGAUGAACUAUCUUCAGUUUAUUGGCACUCAGAAUUUUAUUUAAAAUGGUCCUGGCAGUAGUAAUAUAAUAUCAUGAACCCUAACAAGGUUCCAAAGGUCUUUGGAAGAAAACCACAUCACAUUUUCUCCACUGUUGGUAUACCUUUCUACAUAUUUACUCUUUGUUUCUUGCCAAGGAUACCUAGAGCUUAGGCCAAAAAACUUUGCCACAACUGACCAGAGCACAUUGUUCUAUUCAAAGUCUUAGCUGGGUUCAGCAAACUCCACAAUCUGUGAUGAUAAGACAGAAAAUGUUUUUUUGAGUGGGUGGAGUGGGGUCACUUAAACAAAUGGCUGACUCCAACAUGUCAGUCUUUGUUAUGUUUUUUUUUUUUUUUCUUGCAGUGAGCUUUGAAGAUUUUAAUUUUACCCCUCCAGACAUCCUGACUGUUUGAUUACAAGAUAACCAGGGGUUGUCAUCCAGCCUACUGGCCAUUUGGAUAAAAAAAAUGGGCCUUUUAUUUCUGUCAUAUUUAUACCCCAUGGAAAAAAAGAUGUGUAGAUUAUUUAUUAGACAUUCCUAAAAAUGGCUGAACUUGAAAAGUAAAACAAAGCACAAUUGAAUGAAAUGCUUCAUUUCUUUCAAGAGGACUUUUAGGUACUCAAAUUAAAGCUCAGAUUUUUCCUAGCUUUUUUAGUGUGAGACUUUGCUACUACAAUAAAAUCUGAAUGUGUUUCAAAGCUGUCAAGUAGUUCCAAUAAAUUCAAUUCAAAAUUGAAUUGAAAUAAAGCUGACCAUGCAAACAGUCACAAUAUAAUUUUUUCCCAGUAAAUGAUACAGCAAAGAUGAAUGUUGCAAGUUUAUACAUAAAGUUAAUGGUAUCCAAGUUAUUGAUCAAAUUAAGGCUGUGUAUUUUUGGCAGCUCCAGGUAAGCCACAGAUUAUUAAUAGAUCUGGCAGUAAUUUUUACACUUUACUUUUGACUGGAACCAAUUAUUUUUGAGUGGCAGAACAGUCCUGACUUGGAGCUGUGGAAGGAAUACUUAUAUUCUUAUAUAAGGUGGUGUAUAUAUGCUAGGAUAAGGUAAAGUUAUUCCUUUUCUAUUGUUUUAACCAUAUAUUCACUUAACCUGCACAUACAACUAUAUAUACAGAAAAUAACAAUAGAAGAGUUUGUGUACAAACAAGCCACUUUAACAUAAUAAACUUUAAGUGUCAGUGAUAUUUUGCUUAAACCAUCCUUGUUCUUCGUUUAAUGAGAUGUUUAGAGAAGGCAGAAAUACUCAAGAGAUUACCACUAAUAAUAUUAAUUAUAUAUGGCGCAGUGAAGCUACCACAUAUAAGUAUGUUCCUUAUAAAGUGUAUAUAUAGUGAAUAACUGAGUAAAGCUAAGCAGUUACUAUCCACCUCAGCUCAAAUGUCACGUUCUGAUUCAUGUUAACCGGAAAUGCUGGCAAUGUAUAAAAUGUAAGGAUAAAAACGGUCUCGCACCUGACACGCCAGUAAGGCUACUUGUUGAAUAAAACUGAUUGCACGUUGUUAGUCAACGUGAUGACGACAUCCGUUUAGUCGAGACCACGUGAUUCCUUUACCUGUGCCCAGCCUAUUUACUUCUGCUGAGACGAGCCGCUGCGCACACAUAGGUUUCAGUUAAGUGUUUCUUAGAAAACUUUUAGAUGUUUAUCUUGGUGUUCUGAACAGCAUUCUGCUGUAGUUCCCUUUAUUGUUGUAGCCUUUGUUUAAGUUUUUCAUCUCCUACUGUGUGGACUUCGACCUCCGCUACUGAGGCACCUGUUAAAAACAAGGAAGUCUAUUUCUGCUCAACCCGUCUCGUAAAUGAAAUUAAAACGGGGUUUGUAGAUGAUCACGGUCGACAAACGGGUGUUUUGUGCUCUAUGCUGAUCCUUUAACCCUGACCCAGGACGAUCACUGUCAUCUAAACAGGAUAAAGCUGCUUUCCACUCGGAACAAGAUGAACGGCUCCUUGGACAUGGAUUCAUUGUCCAAAAAUAACUCGAUUGUUCACCUGGAUGAACCAAUCCUUCCGGAAAACAUAACUAUCAUUCGGACAAGGAACGGGUCACUCACGGAGGGUCAGAUGUUUCUGAACACGAUGACUGCUCAGGCCCUGUCUGGGAUAUUUGUCUGGUCCGCCUUGCUCAUAACAUGCCACCAGAUCUACACACACCUUCGGUCCUAUACUGUCCCCAAUGAGCAGCGCUACAUCAUCCGCAUACUGUUCAUUGUGCCAGUUUAUGCCUUUGACUCCUGGCUCAGCCUCCUAUUCAUCAGCAACGACCAGUACUAUGUUUAUUUCGAUUCCGUUCGAGACUGUUAUGAAGCUUUUGUUAUUUACAAUUUCCUGAGCCUGUCCUUCGAGUAUCUUGGAGGAGAGAGUGCAAUCAUGUCUGAGAUUAGAGGGAAACCUAUACAGUCAAGUUGUUUAUAUGGGACGUGUUGUCUGGUUGGAAUGAGCUACUCCAUCGGCUUCUUAAGAUUCUGCAAACAGGCGACUCUCCAGUUCUGUGCUGUCAAACCCAUCAUGGCGGUCAUCACCAUCAUCCUACAAGCCUUUGGCAAAUAUCACGACGGAGAUUUUAAUGUUAAUGGAGGCUACCUGUACAUCACAAUCAUCUACAACUUCUCUGUGAGCCUGGCCCUCUAUGCACUCUUCCUUUUCUACUUUGCCACAAGUGACCUGCUCAGACCGUAUGAACCAGUGCUCAAAUUCCUCACAAUAAAGUCUGUCAUAUUUUUAUCCUUCUGGCAAGGAAUGGUCCUUGCUAUCCUGGAGCGGUGCAGCGUCAUUCCCAACGCACUUUUCAUUGAAGGACAUGAAGUGGGUGCUGGAACCGUUGCAGCCGGCUGGCAGAACUUCAUCAUCUGCAUCGAAAUGUUCUUUGCUGCCAUUGCGCUCCGAUAUGCCUUCCCCUGCACCGUCUACCAAGAGAAGAAAAACGACGUGCCAGAGAAUCUUCCCCCAAUGCAGAGCAUCUCGAGCGGCUUAAAGGAAACCAUAAACCCAGGCGACAUGGUUCAGGACGCCAUCCACAACUUCUCGCCAGCGUAUCAGCAGUACACUCAGCAAUCCACACAGGAGGUCAGCCAGCCCAGCACUAAUGGAAAAGUGGCCACGGGCAACAAGAGCUCUCGCAAGUCCGACAAAAUCAUGCUGAUUACAUCAGAUGAUGAGUUCUAGGCAUUUUUCCAGCAAGAGACCCAGGUGUUGGUGCCCUUUCCACCUUUACCUCUGACCCCCUGGGGAAAAAGCUGUGUUGAUUUACUCGCAGAACUGGGUUGAACACAAGCGGUUUAUUUUCGCAAGUACUUAGACAGGACUUCCUGCUUUUAUAAUGAUGAUUUUAAUCAGAGGAUGUGCAUGAAAUUUUAAGUUUUAAAUUUCGUCACUGAAUGUGUCGAGAACUGAUCCGUCUCCAUCUUGCUGCGAUAAUCUAGAAAAUGACAUGUCAUCUUCACUUCAUCACACGAGUCAGGAGCCACGCGCUUCCCUUAAAUCAAGCUGCCGGAUUUUCAGCUGCGUCCCCCGAUGCCGACUCCGUCUGCGCCAUCUCGCCAUUGCAGCCUCUCUGGCUGUCUGAAGUGUGUUCCAUCUGAAUCAUGUCAGUUUCAAAGAGCAGAUGAUUAAUAUGUGACUCCAGGUGGGAGGCAGGGGAAGCCGGCAAUGACUGAGAAUGGCACUUCAUGGACCGUUACUCACAUCUGCUUGUUUGAAGUAUUUGCUGAGCAUUCCUCAGCAUGGUUUCCUGACGAAUGAAAGGCUUUUUUUCAACGACGUAUUAGUUUUGGAGCAGGCAAUUCGAACUGCACUUCACUAUCCUUUGUAUCCACCAUAGCAGGCACAAAUUACAUAAACCUGUUGUCUACAAAGAGGGAAGUUGGAUCAUCUCAUUAAUUUUCUCAGCAUGCUAAAGAGUAGCCCAAAUAGAUAGCCAGAUUAAGUAAUUUUUUUUUCUUAAGGAAUAUUCUCUAUUGUGACUAUUUUUUGUGUAGCUUUUAUGAUUUCAUUUCGAUGCUCAUGUUAUCCCAUCUUGCAAGGGUCAUGAAAUGUGUUCACAAGCUGAUUAGUGUUAAUUUUACUGCUCAGUAUGGUCUGUGUACAAAUAUGUAAUUGUAAACAUUUUAUUCUAUUUAUUGUGAAAAGUUCAGGCCAUUUCAGUUAUUGAACAUUUAUACAUUUUACUUUUUAUUCUCAAUUUUUAUGGUUAAACCUCUAUAUGUAAGUAUAGCUUUUCAGGGACUUUUUUUGUUAAGUUAUUUUUUUAACUUGUGCCAAUGUGUAAGUGUUUUUUUUUUUUCUGGGAAGGCAUUUAUUAUUAUAAAUGUACAAAGUAGUUCUAAAUUAGCUUUAAAUUAGACUUUUUAAAAACUUUAAUGCAACAAAAACUGAACAUUUUGAUGAGGAAAAUUUUAUUUUGAGGUAUAAAAACACAACAAUACUAUUAAAAUGAAUAAUUGACCAUAUUUUCUUUUCUAUCAGGGCAGAAAAAUUUUUUUUAUUUGUACACAAGGGUAGUUCAUUGAGAAAACAUGUAAAUAAAUGCAAAAUAAAAAUAAUUUAGCUGUUCUUCUUUUAUACAAUUACACAAAUCAAUGAAAUAAAUA